AAUUCUUAUACAGUCAGACCAAGCGUCAAAUGAAAAGGUUACAGGAUUGCUAGGACUUGGUAAAUCAUAAAAUUUAAAGUUCCCUAUAUCGUUUAAUUUAUUCGAAAAGAAAUAAAUGGUGAAUCGUUAAUAUCUUCUUUAGUUAUCAAGGAUGGCGUCAACGGGUAGUACACCAUUUCCUAAGUGGCAACUUGCCAUUCUAUUGGGUGCUCCUUUAGCUAUUGGGUUAGGUUACCUUUAUCUAAGGAAUAGAUUAGAAGAUCCUGACAAGAAAAAAGAAGCCGAGUUAAAGGCAAAAGCAACAAUUUCAUUGGAUAACGAAGAUAAUGCGAAGGCAUCCGAAAGCGCUAUUGACCGCGCUAUGAAGUUAAAGGGUGCCGGAAACCGAGCUUUCCACGCAUGUGAAUAUGAUAAGGCGAUUGCUCUGUACAACGAAGCUAUUGAGACAUGUCCACCAGAUCGUCCCGUUGAUCUCGCUACCUUUUAUCAAAACCGCUCGGCUUGCUACGAGAAACGUGAGAUGUGGGAGCAAGUAAAAGAAGAUUGCACAUUUGCUCUCAAACUUAACGAAAAAUAUGUGAAAGCCUUCCUUCGGCGGUCUAGAGCCGCAGAAAAGAGUGGGGAUUUAGUCCUUGCUCUGGAAGACGUUACUUCUGCCUGUAUCCUCGAAAGAUUCCAAGUGCAGAGCUCACUGGUUAAUGCUGAUAGAAUUCUUAAAGCUCUCGGAAGACAGCAUGCACGAGAAGCAUUAGCCAAGAGACGUCCUGUUAUGCCAUCAAAACACUUUAUUAAAACAUACUUCUCUGCAUUUUCUGAAGAUCCCAUUGUUAAAGUAGAAUUAGAGGAAAAUGCAACCCAUGGUUUUGCUAAAGCUAAACAUGCUCUAGAUUCAUUAGACUAUGAAUCUGUGGUUGAUGCUUGCACUGAAGAGUUAGACUCCAAUGGAAAGUAUAAGUUUGAAGCUUUACUUUUACGAGCUACAUUCUAUUUGCUGUUGGGUAGACAUGACGAAGCUCUGACCGACCUGGCUGCAGUAAUUGAUAGUGAUGCUCCAGUGAAAGUAAGAGUCAAUGCUCUCAUCAAGCGUGCUUCACUUUUCACUCAACUGGAAAACACCGAUCGUUGUUUAGAAGACUUUGCUACUGCAGCUAAGUUGGAUCCUAACAAUUCCGAUAUAUACCACCACCGUGGUCAAGUUUAUCUUCUUUUGGAACGAAUGGAUGAAGCUACCGCCGAGUUUGCAAAAGCAGUUGAACUGAAUCCUGAUUUUUCGAUUGCUUACAUACAGAAAUGCUAUGCUGACUACAGACAUGCACAAUUGCAUAAAAAUGUCACCGCCCUGACCCAAGUACGAGCUGACUUUGAGCGUGCUCUUGAGAGAUUCCCACGUUGUGCUGAGGUAUACAUUCUAUAUGCUCAAGUCCUCUCCGAUCAACAAGAAUGGGGCCAUGCGGAGGCUCUGUUCGAGUCUGCAUUGGCAGUGGAUCCCAGCAAUGCAACAUUAUAUGUACAUAAGGGAUUGGUCCAGUUACAGAAGAGCACAGAUUUUGAUAAAGCUGUUAAAUUAAUUAAUAAAGCUAUCGAAAUUGACGAUAAAUGUGACUUUGCAUACGAAACUCUCGGAACUAUUGAAGUUCAAAGGGGCAACUUAAGAAGGUCACUGGAACUAUUUGAGAAGGCCAUCGCAUUAGCUAAGACGGAACAGGAGAUGACACAUUUGUUUUCACUGAAAGAUGCUGCGGCUGCACAAUUAAAAGUUUCAGAGCGCUGGGGACUCGAUUGGACAGUUAGUUAAAUAUACAGAUACAAUAACAACACAACGAGACAAAAUCCAGUAUGGUGAUACGUCCGACCAGAAUUGAUAUGUAUGGUUUGAUAAAUUUGUUGUAAGCAGAUUUUAUUUAUGCAGUAAUAGUGCAACUGAUGUUAUUUAUAUCUGAAUUUACAUUUCUUUGUUCAACAUAAUUGAGUUUACAUGUUGAAAUACAUAACGUAUGAUUAUUUCAUACAAGUUGAUGCAAGUAAAUCUGUUGGUAUCUAUCACUAUUUCAUAUUGGAACAAUAAAUCUCGUUGUGAACAACACACUGAGCUAAACCGCCGCCAACAGGACGCUGUAGUCUGUACCCUCCUAGUAGUCACUAUUGAAAUAUUCUCACAUAGAAUUCUUAGUUUGAGCAUAAAUUAUUACCAUCACACAUACUUUGUUAGUUACUGAUAUUAACAAUACAUAUGUAUGUAACAUUUUAAAUUUAAAGGAUAAAAUUCUUGUUGUUUUUGUAAAGUUUAUUUCGUUAUAUUUUUAUGAUUGGUAAAUAUGUUUUUUUUUUUAAUCACACUGACUGUUUCAUAAUAUUUGUUAAAAAAAAUAAUUUCAAGUGUCAAUUUUGUUUUACUCGUAAUAAAUUGUAAGCAUUAAAACCGGUAGAGGUUUAUAUGGUAUUGUGAAAAUUUUAAUGAUAAUUUAAAGUUGACUUCACUUCAUAUUGAAGUACAUAGUGGCGAAAAAAUUGAAAAUAUGUAAAGAAAAAUUAUUGAACAAUAGGUACUUUUAAAAGAUAUCUUUGUAUCUCACUGCCAAUCAGCGGUGUUACGUUCAUUUUAAAGUUUGUCUGAUAUUUAUCUAGAAUAUGUUAUACAGAUGUUAUCCUCAUAGGUAAAUUAGUAUUGAAAUAAAAAUAAAAUACAUAAAUAAAAAUAUGUCGUGCAUUUUAUUAUAUAUAGAGAACAAUGAGGAAUAGUUUUUUUUUAUUGUGGUCUUGAUUGAAAUUACAGUGAUUUUAAAUGUUUGGACUUUCUGAAGAAUGUGAUGUGGUAAAUAUAUUUCAUGCAUGUUAAAUCUUAAGGAGGGUAGAGGUUUGUUACUCGCAAGAUGUAUAGAGAUUUUCAAUUGUUCAAAUUAAUGUAUGUAAGGAUUGAAUGUCCAUUUAGUAUUUCCAUUGUAUAUAAUUGUUAGCCCGUUUGAAGUGUUUCUCUGUUUGAUAAUUUUGUUACUGGGUCCAAGGGUGACGUCAGAGAUCUCGAAAUUACAGUGGUCUUGUAAACUUGUAAUGUUUGGAUGUGUUGCGCGGCGGAUCACACGCUUCGGGUUACACCCUGUGUCAUUGGAAUGUCCUAGUCUGUUGACAUAUUGCCAUUAUUUUCAAUGUUUAGUAAAAAAAAAUUAAUAAAUAUGGGUGAACCCUAAUUUAUAAAUUAGAAUGUAAAUUUAGAAUUAUAGAUCGCAGAAAUAAUUCUACAAAAUUGUUACCUCACCGAUAGUGAAUAGUUAUCAAUUUAUUAAACAUUCAAAUACAUUGAAAAAAAUAUAUUAA
This is a messenger RNA of Danaus plexippus (monarch butterfly), 3312 nucleotides long. It is a transcript of the gene Tom70, whose product is annotated as mitochondrial import receptor subunit TOM70. Lineage: Eukaryota; Metazoa; Arthropoda; Insecta; Lepidoptera; Nymphalidae. The transcript has 2 exons. The record is from RefSeq and is a predicted model, not a curated record. Gene Ontology annotation, molecular function: protein binding. The coding region runs from base 152 to 1795 and encodes 547 amino acids.